This is a messenger RNA of Arachis duranensis, 3531 nucleotides long. Its product is annotated as MDIS1-interacting receptor like kinase 2-like. Gene Ontology annotation, cellular component: plasma membrane. The record is from RefSeq and is a predicted model, not a curated record. Gene Ontology annotation, molecular function: protein kinase activity; protein binding; ATP binding. NCBI's taxonomy places the organism in Eukaryota, Viridiplantae, Streptophyta, Magnoliopsida, Fabales, Fabaceae. Gene Ontology annotation, biological process: protein phosphorylation; hormone-mediated signaling pathway. The transcript is spliced from 3 exons. Bases 66 to 3287 code for a protein of 1073 amino acids.
CACACAACUUGUUUCAUCACCACCCCAUUCAAGAAUACUUCUUGACAUAUAUCUCUGAAGAAGAAAUGAACUUCAUAGCAUGCAGGUGCAGGGGGAUCAUCAUCCUCUUCAUAUUCCUGUGUGUCCUAGUAAAACUCUCUUCAACUUACACCAUGGAAGCAAAUGCACUCUUGAAGUGGAAAGCCAGCCUUGACUACCAAAGCAAACCCACCUUGUCAUCUUGGAAGAACGGGACCAGUCCAUGCAGAUGGAAGGGGAUUCAUUGUGAUAAAUCCAGGUCCAUCACGACCAUGAGUCUUGAAAAUUUUGGACUCCAAGGUACACUCCACACUCUCAACUUCUCCUCAUUCCCCAGCCUCCUCACCAUAAAUAUCUACAACAAUUUCUUUUAUGGAACCAUACCCCCUCAAAUUGGUAAUAUGUCCAGAGUCAAUAUAUUGAACUUCUCUAAAAAUUCUUUUGAGGGUUCCAUCCCUAAAGAGAUGUGGACUUUGAGGAGUUUACAAAUGCUUGAUCUUUCACUCUGUUCCAGUCUAAGUGGACCAAUCCCAGGUUCCAUUGCAAAUUUGACCAACUUAACAUAUCUAGACUUAGGAAGCAACAAUUUUUCUGGUAGCAUUCCUCAUGAGAUUGGAAAAUUGGUCAACCUUAAUUAUCUUGCUGUCAGCGGAAACCACUUGUCUGGUUUCAUUCCGCAAGAAAUUGGAAGACUGACGAACCUUACGCUGCUUGAUUUGUCAGAGAACACUCUCAAUGGUACUAUCCCUUCUGUAAUAACUAACCUCAGCUACUUGAAUGCACUUCUUCUUGAUAAUAACACCCUUUCUGGCCUAAUCCCACCAUCCCUGUGGAACAUGUCUAAGUUGAAUUAUCUUUUUCUUAAUGGCAAUCGACUUUCUGGAUCAAUCCCUGCUUCCAUCGGAAACUUGGCCAAUUUGAUAGGCCUUACACUUGAUUCCAACCACCUUUCUGGACCCAUUCCUUCUACCAUUGGGAAUAUGACAUUACUUAGCUACUUAUUCCUUGGCUGGAAUCAUUUCUUUGGACGAAUUCCUGCCUCUAUUGGUAACCUCAUCAAUUUGGCUAUACUUGAACUUGAAGGAAACAAUUUCUCUGGCUCUAUUCCUGAUACAAUUGGAAACCUGAAAAAGCUUACCAGACUAGAUUUGUCCUUUAACAAGUUUAGUAGCAAACUUCCACAAACCAUGAAUAACUUUACCAUUUUAGAGGUCUUUCUACUAACCGAAUGUAAUCUCACUGGCCAUUUGCCAACUCAAAUCUGCUUAGGUGGCUCAUUAGUAUACUUUAGUGCUGAAGGCAACCAUUUUACUGGUCCAGUUCCAACAAGCUUGAAGAAUUGCUCUAGUAUUGCCAGAAUUGUUCUACAUGGAAAUCAAAUAGAGGGAGACAUAACAAAAGCUUUUGGCAUAUAUCCAAAUAUGAAGUAUAUUGAUCUAAGUGAUAAUAAAUUUUAUGGCCAAAUUUCUCCAGACUGGGGGAAGAGCCAUAGUCUCUUGAACUUGAUCAUGUCCAGCAAUAAUAUUUCUGGCCAUAUACCAAAGCAAAUUGCUGAGGCUGCUAAGCUAGGCAGGCUUCACCUUUCUUCAAACCAAUUAACAGGACAGGUUCCAAAGGAGUUAGGGAGGUUGAAAAACCUGCUUGAACUCAAGAUCAGUAACAAUCAUCUUUCAGGGAAUAUUCCAUCAGAAAUAGGAUCACUGCAGAAUCUUGAACGCUUGCAUCUAGCAGGAAAUGAGUUGAGUGGGAACAUACCAACAGAAGUUGUUAAGUUACCCAACUUGUUGGAAUUGAACUUGAGCAACAACAAGCUAGAGGGAAGCAUCCCCGAGUUUCACAUAACCCAACUUUUGUAUUCUCUUGAUCUUAGUGGGAAUAUGUUGCAUGGACCAAUACCAACAGUGCUUGGAGAGUUGAAACAAUUGCAAUUGCUGAACCUCUCUCACAAUAAUCUUUCUGGCACAAUUCCAUUAAGUUUUGAUAGCAUGUCAAGCUUGGUUUAUCUCAACAUAUCAUACAACCAGUUAGAAGGACCACUACCAAAUAAUGAAGCCUUUCUUCAUGCUUCAAUUGAAUCAUUGAAAAAUAACAAAGGCUUGUGUGGUAAUGUCACUGGCUUGGUGGCAUGCCCAAGAAUCAGUCCUAUCCGCAAAAAUCACAAGGUCGUGUUAUUAGUAUUACUUCUUGUCUUUGGAGUACUAAUACUUAUACUUUGUGUGGUGGCUAUUUCAAUGUAUAUUAUUUGUAGAAGAGCCAGAAUGAAAGAAGACCCGGCUAAGGAAGCAAAAGCAGAAGAACACUUUUCCAUAUGGAGCCAUGAUGGAAAAAUGGCGUUCGAAACUAUCAUUGAAGCCACCAAUAAUUUUGAUGACAAGUAUCUCAUUGGAAUUGGAGGCCAAGGAUCCGUAUACAGAGCUGAGUUGCCAGGUAUGGUUGUUGCUGUGAAGAAACUUCACAUGGAAUCAGAUGCAGAUGAUAAGUUCAAUUCGAAGGCAUUUGAAAAUGAGAUCAAAGCAUUGACAGAAAUGAAGCACCGAAACAUCAUAAAGCUGUAUGGUUUUUGCCAGCAUUCACAAUUCUCAUUUUUGGUGUACAAGUACUUGGACGGUGGCAGUUUGGAUCAUGUACUAGGUGAUGAAAAGCAAGCAACUGCAUUUGACUGGGAAAGGCGGGUGAAUGUGGUUAAAGGAGUUGCUAAUGCUUUGUCAUAUAUGCAUCAUGGUUGCAAACCCCCUAUAGUUCACCGCGACAUAUCAAGCAAGAAUGUCCUUUUGGAUUCAGAAUAUGAAGCUCAUGUCUCUGAUUUUGGGACAGUUAAGUUUCUACAGCCUGGUUCAAAUUGGACCACACCUGCAGGAGUCACCUAUGGCUAUGGAGCUCCAGAGCUUGUUCAAACUAUGGAAGUGACUGAAAAAUGUGAUGUAUAUAGUUUUGGAGUGCUUUGUUUCGAAAUCCUUAUGGGAAAGCAUCCGGCAGAUCUGAUCAAUUCAUUGUUGUCGCCAUCAACAGCUUCAAUAACAUACAAUUUGCUAUUGGUUGAUGUAAUUGAUCAAAGGCCUCCUCAUCCUGAGAAGUCAGUUGUUGGGGAAAUCAUGUUGAUCACAAAGUGGGCGCUUGAGUGUUUGAGCCAAAGUCCACAAUUUCGGCCAACCAUGCAUCAAGUGUCUAAAGAACUCAUGAUGGGAAAAUCAUCUUUCUCUCAUGACCACUUUCCCAUGAUCAGACUUGGACAACUCAAUCAAGAAUUAUUGGAAACUCCACUUAUGUGAUUAAUGAUUAAUCGCAUCCCCUUUCUUAUGAAUAGUGUGUCAUAGGCUUGUUUAAUUUGUAACAUGUAUGUAUGAGUUAGUUUCUUUCUUUGAUUGUGUUUUCAAUAGCAAAAGGAGCUGUGUUCGAUCUGGGCAGCAUCUACCUCAACUUGUAGGUGACUCGUAGAUUAGUGUGUUUUGUUAAAGAUAAGUUUGUGGUACUUGAAUGGAUGAAUAAAAGUAGUGAUUGUUAUGUUGCCUGAAA